This is a messenger RNA of Periophthalmus magnuspinnatus, 2368 nucleotides long. Its product is annotated as interferon-induced GTP-binding protein Mx-like. Gene Ontology annotation, molecular function: GTPase activity; microtubule binding; GTP binding. The transcript is spliced from 12 exons. Gene Ontology annotation, cellular component: microtubule; cytoplasm; membrane. The coding region runs from base 105 to 1979 and encodes 624 amino acids. Gene Ontology annotation, biological process: defense response to virus. NCBI's taxonomy places the organism in Eukaryota, Metazoa, Chordata, Actinopteri, Gobiiformes, Gobiidae. The record is from RefSeq and is a predicted model, not a curated record.
CUGAUGGGCGGACGCUUUCUUCACACUCAGCCCGAGUCAGCGGUCUGAAUUGGCAGACUGCAGUGUGGAAUAGUAGCCUAGUUUUUUGACAAGUAAGUGUCAGCAUGAGCACGCUAAAUCAACACUACGAGGAGAAAGUGCGUCCCUGCAUUGACCUCAUAGACUCGCUCCGGUCUCUGGGAGUGGAGCAGGACCUGGCGCUGCCCGCUAUCGCUGUCAUCGGAGACCAAAGCUCGGGGAAGAGCUCUGUGCUGGAGGCGCUCUCUGGAGUGGCGCUGCCCAGAGGAAAGGGAAUUGUGACAAGAUGCCCCCUUGAAUUGAAGAUGAAGCGAAAGAAAGCUGGAGGAGAGUGGUAUGGAAAAAUUAAAUAUCAGGAUCAUGAAGAAGAAUUAGAAGAUCCAGCAGAUGUGGGAGACAAGAUUGUAAAAGCUCAGAACAUUUUAGCUGGUACUGGGGUGGACAUCAGUGAAGACCUCAUCAGUUUGGAGAUCGCCUCCCCUGAUGUUCCUGAUCUCACACUGAUCGAUCUUCCUGGAAUCACCCGUGUAGCUUUGCAAGGCCAAAAAGAAAACAUCGGAGAAACAAUAAAGAGACUCAUCUCACGGUUUAUCAAAAAACAAGAGACAAUCAGUCUGGUGGUGGUUCCUUGUAAUGUGGACAUAGCCACGACAGAGGCUUUGAAGAUGGCCCAGGAAGUGGAUCCCAAUGGAAAAAGGACUUUGGGUAUUUUGACUAAACCAGAUCUGGUGGACAAAGGCACAGAGGAGACAGUGGUGGACAUAGUACAUAAUGAGGUCAUCCAUUUGACAAAAGGGUUUAUGAUCGUCAGGUGUCGAGGUCAGCAGGAGAUCACAGACAAUGUGUCUCUGCCAGCUGCCAUAAAAUUGGAGGAGACCUUCUUUAGGGACCACGCGUUUUUUCACACUCUAUACAAGGAAGGAUAUGCUACAAUCCCCAAACUGGCAGAGAAGCUUACCUUGGAGCUGGUGCAUCAUAUUGAGACGUCUCUUCCUCGACUUGAAGAACAGAUAGAAGAGAAACUGAACCAAACACGAGUGGAACUGGAGAAGUACGGUACUGGACCUCCAUCUGAUGUAGGAGAGAGGCUCAUCUUCCUUAUUGAUAAAGUGACAGCGUUCACUCAAGAUGCUUUCAGUUUAACCACCGGAGAUGAACUAAAGUGUGGAGACAAGCUCAAUGUCUUUUCUACACUCAGGAAAGACUUUGCCAAAUGGAAUUAUAUUCUGGACCAAUCAGGGAAUAACUUUAAUGAGAAAAUUCAGAAAGAGGUGGACAUCUAUGAAGACAUGUAUCGGGGGAAGGAGCUGCCUGGAUUUAUUAACUAUAAAACCUUCGAAGCCAUGGUCAAGGAACAGAUCAAGCAGUUGGAGGAACCUGCUAUCAAAAGGCUCAAGGAUACAGGAGAUUCUAUUAGGAAGGUGUUCAUACAGUUGGCUCAAAAUAGUUUCACAGGAUUUCCAAACCUUCUGAAAACAGCCAAGAACCAAAUUGAAUCGAUUAAGGAGGAGAAGGAGACUACUGCAGAAGACAUGCUGCGCACUCAGUUCAAAAUGGAGAUGAUCGUCUACACCCAGGAUAGGACCUACAGCUACAGCUUGAAUAAGAGGAAACGAGAAGAGGAUGAGGAGGAAGAAAGACGCCCAAAAUUCCACAAUAACAGGAGCACUGUCUACUAUACGGAGAACAAGACAACUCUCCAAGAACUCAUGUUACAUCUUAAAUCCUAUUACCAAAUUGCAAGCAAACGUCUGGCAGACCAGAUUCCGAUGGUCAUCCGUUACAAAAUGUUGCAGGAGUUGGCUGUGGAUCUUCAGAGGCAGAUGCUGCAGAUGCUUCAAGACAAGGACAAUGUGGAGUUUCUCCUCAAAGAGGAUUAUGACAUCGGUAACAAAAGAACUGUUUUGCAAAAGCGAUAUGAGCGUCUCCUGAAGGCUCGAGCACAUUUAAUUACGUUCUAGACAUCACACAUUAUGUAUAUGACAGAUGUGAUGGAAUCAGUACUCUCCAUCCUUCAGCCUCAGCUAAUUCAAUGUAUUCAUUCAUAACUGAUAAAAAUGGGCAAGGGUCAUUGCAGUUUUUAAGUGUCUUCAGUAUGUUUAAACCUAGUUAGCCUGGUGGUUAUUUUGUGAAAUUACUUAUAGACAAAGUUUUCUAGAACUAUUAAAAGGUUGAGUGAACUUUAUUCAAAAGACAUAAAAAAUACAACAAGCUGUAUAACAAUUUCACUCUCCAUUGCCAAAAGGGCUUCCUUGACUAUUUUCAUCAUUGUCAGAUUUGUCGUCAUCUAAAGUGGAAAAAUAUAUAAGUAUAUAUGUAUGGAUUACAUCAAAUAAAUAAAUAUGCAUAC